CCUCACAUUCAGACCUCUCUCACUCACUCUCUCUCUUCUGUCUCUAUCUCUCUCUAACGCUCUCUCUCGCUUCGCCAUUACAAUCGUUGAUAAUCACUUCUCUUUGAUUUUCUUCAUUUUGCUUAUUAAUCUCUGUUUUGCAGGAUUUCGAUUUUGUUUUUCAAUUAAUUGAUUCUAUUUUAUACAUUUCUUUUUCCCUAUUUUGUUCUAUUUUUUCUCUAACAAUGGACGCAGGAUCUAUGAGUUCUUCUGCUAACAUCAAAACCCGAUCACGCUUCCCUCUUCAGGAACAAUUUCUCCAGAGAAAGAGUUCCCGGGAAAAUUUAGAUAGAUUCAUACCGAACCGAUCCGCGAUGGAUUUCGAUUAUGCCCACUACAUGCUCACAGAGGGAGCUAAAGGUAAGGAAGACACAGCUGUGAGCUCACCCUCCAGAGAUGCAUACAGGAAGCUGCUUGCAGAGAGCUUAAACAUGAACAGGACUAGGAUUCUUGCUUUCAAGAACAAGCCACCUGAGUCAGUUGACUUGAUCUCUCAUGAGAUUUCCUCAGCUCUUCCUCAAGAUAAUAAAGCCGUCAAGCCCAGGCGACACAUUCCUCAGUCUUCUGAGAGAACAUUGGAUGCUCCGGAUCUCAUGGAUGACUAUUACCUCAAUUUACUUGACUGGGGAAGUGGCAAUGUUCUUGCAAUUGCACUAGGAAGCACAGUGUACUUAUGGGAUGCAACAAAUGGUUCCACUUCAGAACUUGUUACAGUUGAUGAUGAAGUUGGCCCUGUCACAUCAGUUAACUGGGGUCCUGAUGGAAGACAUAUUGCUAUUGGUUUGAACAAUUCUGAGGUGCAACUAUGGGAUACUGGUUCAUAUAGACAGUUGAGAACUUUGAAAGGUGGACAUAGGCAGAGAGUGGGGUCUUUGGCUUGGAACAAUCACAUACUCACAACAGGAGGGAUGGAUGGUAGAAUUGUGAACAAUGAUGUGAGAAUCAGAUCACACAUUGUUGAAACCUACAGAGGGCAUGAGCAAGAGGUUUGCGGGCUGAAAUGGUCAGCUUCAGGCCAACAAUUAGCCAGUGGAGGGAAUGAUAAUCUACUUUAUAUCUGGGACAGAUCCACAGUAUCUUCUAAUUCAACAACAAAAUGGCUUCACAGGCUUGAAGAUCACACAUCUGCAGUGAAGGCACUUGCCUGGUGUCCCUUCCAAGGGAAUUUGCUAGCUUCCGGUGGAGGCACUGGAGAUCGUUGCAUCAAGUUUUGGAACACACACACCGGCGCUUGCUUGAACUCUGUGGACACCGGGUCUCAAGUUUGCUCCUUGCUGUGGAACAAGAACGAGAGGGAGUUGCUCAGCUCUCAUGGUUUCUCCCUGAAUCAGCUUACACUUUGGAAAUAUCCUUCAAUGGUCAAGAUGGCAGAGCUCACUGGUCACACUUCCAGAGUUCUUUACAUGGCACAGAGCCCAGAUGGUUGCACAGUAGCAUCAGCAGCGGCUGAUGAAACAUUGAGGUUUUGGAAUGUGUUUGGAGCUCCUGAGGCAGCUAAAGCUGCACCAAAAGCAAGAGCUGAGCCAUUUGCACAUGUGAACAGAAUUCGAUAGGCGGCAACCAUGUUAUUUUUUUCUGGUUGAAGAAUGCCUCCGCAAUCACUGGCAUCAAUAUGUAGAUGUAAAUUACAAAACAAUAAGGGGUCAGUGCCUAGUGAUGCAGUAGAGGGAAAAGUUCAUGUGAGCUUUGGGGGACCUUAAAUGUACAUAUUGUAACAUAUUGACAAUGGAAAACAGAACCUCCUUUAUUCCGUGGACGUAGUCACACACUGUGGCGAACCACGUA
Messenger RNA from Lotus japonicus, 1824 nucleotides. RefSeq names its product cell division cycle 20.1, cofactor of APC complex-like. The transcript is spliced from 5 exons. Lineage: Eukaryota; Viridiplantae; Streptophyta; Magnoliopsida; Fabales; Fabaceae. Gene Ontology annotation, biological process: positive regulation of anaphase-promoting complex-dependent catabolic process; anaphase-promoting complex-dependent catabolic process; positive regulation of ubiquitin protein ligase activity. Gene Ontology annotation, molecular function: anaphase-promoting complex binding; ubiquitin ligase activator activity; protein binding. The record is from RefSeq and is a predicted model, not a curated record. Gene Ontology annotation, cellular component: anaphase-promoting complex. The coding region runs from base 225 to 1592 and encodes 455 amino acids.